AUGGCCAAGGUCCGUUAUACCCAGCGGUUCCCACUAGGCACGCGCGUGAGUAAGUGUUUUGCCGGGUACCGCAACCCUUUCAAAGGCUCGGUGGACCAGCACUCGGACCAGACGCAUUUCUACCAUAUUUCGUACGAUGACGGAGACAGUGAGGAGAUGACGGAAGACGACGUUCAGGCGCACCUCCUCUACGUGCCAAAACCUCAAAAUUCAUUCACGCCGCCUAAAGCAUUCAACCGGAGCAAGAUUUACACAGCAAGGAAGCCGUACCCGCCGUCUAUCGAGAAAACGACUGACAGUGGCAGCAGUGCAAGUACGUCCAUGACAGUUGCAGUCGUACCAUCUCCCACGGCAUCAGAAGGAAAUAAGAAACCUACAGUGCUGAGUCUCAAUGCAAACGCGCCAGGAUUGUCGGGCAGCAUCGGUCUCAGUGGAUCUUCCGAUUCCUGUGCAGCGACAAGUGCACCGCUAUCCGUGUCCAUUCCAGCUUACUCGUGUGAAGAAGAAGAGGAAGAAGAAGAAGGGGUAGAUAACGAGGAGGAGGAAGAAGAAGAGGAAAUGGUAAAUAACGACGAUGAGGAGGAAGAAGAUGAAGCGUUGCUAGAAGGCACUCCAGAGGAAAUCAACCUGCUUAUCGGCAAGCCCGUCAUGAGAACAGUCGCACAGGAAGGAUGUAGUACUGACGUGUUACAGGGUACUGUGGCAAGUUAUUUCCCAGCCACGAAGAUGUUUCGCGUGAUGUAUUUCGACGGAGAGUGUUGUGAUCUUUCGUAUCAGCAAUUACUCGACAUUAUUCCGGCAAAUUCGCAUCCGAUCGGGAGCAAUGGAACGAAAAAACGAAAGGUGGAGAGGAGGUCUCGGAAGAAGGAGAAAAGGACGAAGCCGAGUGCUUCAUCGUCGUCUCCGAAGUGGCCUCAGACUCUUGACUUAACUGCUCCGUUAUCCGCAACUAAAGUCACUGGACGGAUAAAGCCGGGUUUCAUGGCAUAUUCCCCGGCAUCUGACGAUGCACAGUCGCCUGUGACCCCAGUGGUUUAUGAGACAGAUAUGGCGACAGUCGACAACAUCGAGUACAACAUUGUUCGCAAAGUGCUGUUUAUCAUUGUAAGUACCGUGAGCAACAUGAUGAUGGAGGCGCAGUUAGAAGCUCUAUCUUCGGCGGAUCUAAAGGACAAAGAAGCGCUGGAGACGUUUGUUCAGAAAGAUGGACUGACCUCAUUGGCAGAACUGCUGUCCAAAUGGGAAGAACAAGAGGAGACAGAGCAAGGAGUACUGCUUAUUUUAAAGGCUCUUGCAGUACUGCCUGGCGUGACGAAAGACGUAAUAAUGGACAGCAGGAUUGGUAAGAAAGUGCGGGGAAUCGAAAAAAGUAGAUGUUACAGAGAUGUUGCGAUACCUAGCCUCGCGACAUGGGUGAUUCAGAAGCUGAAAGCCGAUGUCGGAGUUCAAAAAGCGGACCAAGGUUCAAGUUUAAGAGACAGCGGCGAGGCUGGACGCUACCAGAACGGCCAAUCACGAAAAACCGGUCCAACAUCAGAAUCGUUCGGUAGUCGUGGUGAUGGAAAACAAGACGAUCGCUCUGUUAUGGAGAAAUCGACGGACAGUCCGCGACCACAAGAAACUGCACGAGUCAAAGGAAAGCCGUUUUCUUUUCCGAAUGGUAGCGGUAAGCAGUCCAAGUCAGCGAGUCAUUUGCUAGACCUGAUGAACUCACGGAAUGGUCGAGACACGAACAGUAGUUGCCGUGACCGAGACAUUUUUGGGAAUGUCGUCGGCCCUAGGAAAUCGGGCAAGCUUGGGACGGCAAGUAAUUGGCGAGCCCGGCGCUCGACCGUGGUGCUGGAUCAGGUAAGCAAGCGAUUGACUGGCAAUGUUCCAGAAAUCGACAUUGUGAAGUUAACAAAGGUCGGAGACGAUGAUUGGAGACCGUCCAGGAUCUCAUUUGCGCCGAAAGACUCAGUGUGCGCGUUUGACAAGGAAGUCGCAGUCUCAAAACUGCUCGUCUUUCGUCCGUUUGGGACAACAACGGCACCUGAACGGGUGCCCGUAAAGCCUCAGGUGGGUCCCUUGCGAUCAAUCCUCCGUGCUAGUCGUUCUCCUCCUGCAACGGCAGAGGAAAUGCCGCAGGUGACAGAAAACAACACCGCUUCGCCUGCCGUCCAUUGA
This is a messenger RNA of Hyaloperonospora brassicae, 2166 nucleotides long. The record is from the annotation of a GenBank genome assembly. NCBI's taxonomy places the organism in Eukaryota, Oomycota, Peronosporomycetes, Peronosporales, Peronosporaceae.